CAGAGCAGAGUUGUGUUGUAUUUGUUAUUUUCCAUGUCCUUACAGGAGCCGCUUGACCUUCCACUGACUGCUCCCUUCGCGGUUCUCCACCGCGCAUGUAUGUACGUGCCUCACUGCGUGAUGUAAUACGGUCCUUGUGAUUUAUCUGCGUGCAGCAGCAUGCUAUUAGUGAGAAGCUGUUUACAUAUGGAUUAGGCUGUGCGGGUUUUUAACGGGAGGUGAAGCGGAUUUCAGCAGCGGAGCUGUCCCACUCUCUCGGAUGCUGCUGUCGCGUGCUCAGGUGAUGCUGCGCUCGAGCUUCUGACAUCCUCUCCUCCUGUUCCCCCCCCCUCUCUCCCACCUCCACCUCUCUCUCUCUCCUCCCUCUGCGUGCAUCUAUCCCCUCCGUCCCUCCUCGCUCCUCUCCUCUCCUCCACACGCAUAAAGCGCUCUGUCAUGGCGUCUUCCAACCAUGUUACCCCCACCAACUGUAGCUGGUGGCCCAUCUCAGCCAUGGAUGAGGACGGUAAAGUGGCGGACGGAGAGGACUGCGAGGAACCCACGGCGGAGUCCAAACACUUUAACAAAGACAGGCUGGUUUUGUACCACUGGACGCAGUCUUUCUCCUCACAGAAGGUACGUCUAGUGAUCCAUGAGAAGGGUCUCGUGUGUGACGAGAGGGAUGUGAGUUUGCCGUUGCAGGAGCACAAGGAGCCCUGGUUCAUGAGACUGAACUUGGGAGAGGAGGUCCCCGUCUUCCUACAUGGAGACACCAUCAUCAGUGACUACAACCAGAUGGUAGACUACAUGGAGAAAAACUUUGUGGGAGAGACAGUGGCUCAGUUGAUUCCUGAUCCAGACUCGCCUCUCUACGACCGUGUGCAGCAGUACCGCCAGCUCCUGGAUGGCCUGCCCAUGGAUGCUUACACACACGGCUGCAUCCUCCAUCCAGAGCUCACCACUGACUCUAUGAUCCCAAAGUACGCCACCGCAGAAAUACGUAGACACUUGGCUAACGCUGCGACCGAGCUGAUGAAACUGGACCACGAAGAGCCUCAGCUGACAGAACCCUACUUGUCCAAGCAGAAAAAGUUAAUGGCAAAAAUCUUGGACCACGAUAAUGUGAACUACUUGAAGAAAAUCCUGGGGGAGUUAGGUAUGGUUCUGGAUCAAGUGGAGGCUGAACUUGAGAAAAGAAAACUAGAAUAUCAAGGUCAAAAGUGCGAGUUGUGGCUUUGUGGACCUGAAUUUACACUAGCUGAUAUCUGCCUUGGAGCCUUGUUGCACAGGCUCAAGUUCUUGGGACUUUCUAGGAAAUACUGGGAGGACGGCAGCCGGCCCAACCUUCAGUCCUUUUUCAUGCGUGUGCAAAAACGCUACGCUUUUCGAAAGGUCUUGGGCGACAUCCACACGACUCUCCUGUCAGCAGUCCUACCCAACGCCUUCCGAAUGGUAAAAAAGAAGCCGCCAUCUUUCUUCGGGGCCUCGUUUCUCAUGGGCUCACUGGGUGGGAUGGGCUACUUUGCCUACUGGUAUUUAAAAAAGAAAUACAUGUAGUGAAUGCCCUCUUAUUGUGUUAAAUGUCUGUGUUUUGUGUGAUGCUUCAACUUUUCUGUAAUGUUUUAUGACUGCAGGAAAAUAUAAUGAAUCUAUAUAGAGAACACUAUUACUUACCCGGGUAAACAAAGAAAUAUAAAAACAUUCCAUAGUAUGAAAUUACUGACAGCACAUUUUCUGGUAGUCAAAGCCUUUGUUAAUGUUAAUUUCUGAAACUUGCAGCUUUGGUGCAAGCAAGACCUCAUUUGGUUAUUUAUUAUGAUUUAUUUUAGAUUUUUUAUGGUUUUGGAAGCAUGCAUCAGUUUCACACUGAAUACAGAAAUUUAGAUAAAACUUUAAACAUAAGACCAACAGAGCCAGCCUUCGCAUGCCAUAACAAUAUUCAUGAUUCAUUGCUGCUUUAACCCCUCCACCUCCCUGAGGUUCUAACUAAUAAAAUCACAGCAUAUACACAUGAUAAAUGUUCUGAAAUGUGCUGCUACACCAGAAAAUGCCAGAUAAAAUCUUAAGGAAGGCAAUGUUUCUAUUAAAGUUAUUGUUAAGAGUAGGAUUUUUAAAUAUGAAGCUGUUAAGGACUGUGGAGAUGAGAUUUUCGGUAGCUAGUAUUAAGACCGCUAAAAGGGGAAAAGCUAUCUUAGGUUUGUCUAAGAUGUACAAAAUUUACCAUUCAAAUAUCACUCUGAUUCUCUUUCAACAAUAACUCAAAUCGCCAGUUAGUCUGUGUGCAUUGUUUUAUGGAUUACAAAGUCAAAAUGAGCUAAGAAAAUGCAACCUGUGAGGUGUUUUUAUCCUUGAAUAGAGUUAAGUUAGCUGACAUCUUUUGCCAGUAGUAAAUACUGGGCCUGUUAAAAAAUAAGAAUGAUUUCCAGUCAUCCAAAAAAAAAGUGAUCCAGUCAUUUGAGAAAAAUAUUCUUCUUUCCCAAAUUGCAUCUAAUAUAAAAACAGUAUUUAACCCAUUUGUUGCAAACUGUAGGCAUUAUAACACUUCGAUGGUUACCAUUAGCUUAACAUAAAGACCGGAAAAGGGAACAAGGAUUUAGGAGACCUACAGAAUAAACCAAACUAAAUCCCUGUAAUUUAUAUAAAAUCUCCUAAACUAACAAUGUUAUAUUUGUUGUUUAUAAAACACAGAGCCAAAAUGAGCUGUGGAGAUGCUUCUUUGUCAGGUAUGUUAGCUGCUUUGUGCUGUAGCACAUAUAAAAUAUCUGUCACCAAUAUCUAAUAUAGAACCUGAUGAAAAAUUACGAUUUUUUUUAAUUCAACCCUCAAAAAUAAUGAUUUCAUACAUUUGAAUAAAACCAGGAGUUAGGUGCCCAAGUACGUGUUGGGGGAGAUGAAUGGUAGCCAAUAUGGUUUCCAUUUAUUUACAUGUUUGUUUGUUUUUUUUGAAUCAUGGUUUCUGCUUUCUAUACAUGAGUACAGUCACUGUGUCAAACCUUCAAACUGUUUUACUACAGAAUCUCGUGUUGAGCUGUUUAACCAGGUCACAUUAUUUCCUGCAGUCAAACACUCUGAUUUGAAUCCUGUUUUCAGUCCCACACUAACAGACUGUAGCUCUGUACUGAGCUUUGUAGUGAGAACUCUCUUCUAACCCACAGAAAUGUGAUUUUACCUAAAUUAUUUAUUCUAAUAGGAACUCACACGAUAACACAGAGACAUUGUUAAAUCGGUUUAUUGACAACUGCACAGACUACACAGCACACAGCGGUCCAUGGUCACAAACCUUGGGUGUUUUAAACGUUACACUUGGCUGUUACAAUUAAUAAAAUGAUAAGUUCUGCAUCUGUGGCACAAAGUGUUGAAUUAGGUUUAGGAUGUAUAUUUAAUUGCAUGGGUCUUGUUUACUGUAUUAGCAUUCUGUGAUGAGGGUGGUCACUUUGUGUUGACAGGAGGUAGAAUUUGCUAACUGUAACAUUUGAAGCACCUGUUCAAUGUCUUGGUGGUCGUCCUCAGCAAUACCAAGCAAGUCAAAUCUUGUCUAACUGCUGUUUGGCACCAACUGGAUGCAAUAUGUUCCAGAUAGAUGUGUUAGAAGUAUAAUUUGCCAUAUCUAUGCCAACACACCAAGGUUAUAAAGUUGACUCGUAUGUGAAUUAAGCGUAUGGAGAUUGUUUUCCUCUUCGAAAGCCUUGCAAGUGUUUGUUUUGUCACUCAUAAUUGCUACUUUCUCCAUUUUUUGUAACCCUCCAGACUUUGACAUCAGUCUACUCCUGAGCUGUGUAAUGUUUUAUGUUUUCAUUCAUUGUGAGUGAUGGGCUGUACUUUUUAGGGACAUAAAUGUAACUUGGAGUUCCUCCCAAAGUGCAAAACAAUAUGUCUACAUUCAUUCUCAGUCAGGUUGGGCUAACCCAGUGUUUUAAGGCAAACUGAUUUAUUUGUAUUUUACAAAUGAAAGAAGACUUACAAAAUUAGCUUUUUACGUUUAAAAUAUAAACUAUAGUAAACAUAAUGAUCCAAACUGCCUGCUGACCUUUGUCAUUUAAAGUUUUUAAUGCUCAGAUUUGUUUGAGUGACCAAAAAUGGGAGAUAAUGAUGAGGAUGGAGACACGUUGUGAAAAGUCAUAACCAGCCAAUCAUUGCAAGCACACGUCACUGUUCCACUGGUUCUUCUUAUGUGCAGUUAUGGUUCUAAGGGUUAGGGUCUGUACCCUUUUGGACCACACAUGCUAAGAACGUUUAGUUGUGAUAUGUGGCCAUUAUACUUCACUAUAUUGUUCUUUUUUUUAAUUUUUAUAUUUCUAUAUGUAUUAAUAUGCAUUUAUUUAUGGUGCUUUUUAUGUUUGUUCAGAAGCCUUAAUUUAUUCAUUUGCCAUCAAUGACAAAUAAAUAAUGGAAAAUGGAAUCAACUGAAAGUUUUUUAUUUAGUGUGAACCCAAACACAAUAAAAUCAACACCUUCCCAACUGGAAACUACAUGAACAUCAGCUCAAUUACACUUUGUUCCCAAAUCUCUUUACUAUGAAUUUUAAACAGAGACGACACUCAGGUCCAGGUCCCAGUUCUGUAGAACUUUGUGGGUCAACACUUGGAUCCCUCUAAAAAGAUAAAUCUGUGAUAUAUCUCAAAACUAAAUUUAACACCUAAUACUGUAAAGCAGCUAAUAUUGGCAGCUGUCAUACACAUAUACACACACACACACAAACAAAAAGGACAGAACAAACAUGGACGAAUGUUGCGAUUUCCAAAGCU
This is a messenger RNA of Girardinichthys multiradiatus, 4724 nucleotides long. It is a transcript of the gene gdap1l1, whose product is annotated as ganglioside induced differentiation associated protein 1-like 1. NCBI's taxonomy places the organism in Eukaryota, Metazoa, Chordata, Actinopteri, Cyprinodontiformes, Goodeidae. The record is from RefSeq and is a predicted model, not a curated record. The transcript has 6 exons. Bases 436 to 1536 code for a protein of 366 amino acids.